AUGGCAGAACUUCCUGUUUCUCAAAUUGCCCACUUCUCGGAGCUUCAUCCCAAGCCAGAUCGUUAUAAAUUCAGCUAUGGAACAGCUGGGUUUAGGACAGCUGCGGAUACCCUUGACUCGGUUCUUUUUCGUGUCGGGGUGAUAGCAGGCCUUCGUAGCAAAAGGCUUGAUGGGAAGACAAUUGGGGUGAUGGUGACCGCGUCUCAUAACCCAGAACACGACAAUGGUGUCAAGCUUAUUGACCCUCGUGGAGAAAUGCUCGAGGCAGCUUGGGAAGGAUACGCGACGGCUCUGGCGAAUGCCCCCAGCACUGAGGAAUUUAUUGACGGUUGCAAUCAUUUAGUGACAUCUCUCAAAAUCGAUAUAUCCAAGCCAGCUCAUGUUUUGUAUGCGCGGGACACUCGCCCUUCUGGCCCAGCACUUGUAAAAGCACUUGAGGACGGAAUAAAUUCAGUCGGGGCUGUAGGCCGCAACGAAGGGGUCCAAACCACACCAAUGGUCCAUUACCUUGUUCGCUGCGUUAACACUAAAGGUACAUCUGAAGCGUAUGGCGAGGACACAGCAACCAAACAAGCGCCAUCCCCCUUGGUGGUAGACUGUGCGAAUGGCGUUGGUUAUCUAGCGAUCAAAGAAUUCGCUCCCUAUGUCCAAGAUAUUCUUAAAUUCAUACCAAUCAACACGGCCAUCGACACUCAAGGCGCGCUGAAUCACCAAGCUGGAGCCGAUUAUGUUAAAACGCAACAGCGCAUGCCGCCUUCUGUGGCUGAAAAUCUCAAGAUACUUCAACGUGCUUGUAGUUUCGACGGCGACGCUGAUCGGUUAAUUUAUUAUUAUGUCGACGACCAGCGUCAGUUCCGUUUGCUCGACGGUGACAAAAUCGCCGCGCUCGUUGCUGGUUUCUUUGCCGAUGUGGUCAAGGCUGCGGGGCUUGCCGGGAAGAUCGAGGUCGGAAUCGUACAGACGGCGUAUGCGAACGGUAAUUCGACCAAGUACCUCUCGAGUCGGUUGCCAGUCAAGUGCACCCCGACCGGGGUCAAACACCUCCACCAUGCUGCUCAACGCUUCGGGAUUGGCGUAUACUUUGAGGCCAACGGACACGGAACUGUCUUGUUCUCCCAUCAAACACUCGAACUCUUAGACUCCCACCAACCUGACUUGAUCAACCAGACUGUCGGAGACGCGCUCUCUGAUCUUCUGCUCUGCGAAGUUGUCCUGGCUCAUCGCUUGUAUACCCCGGUCGAAUGGGACUCACUCUAUGCAGACCUUCCGAAUCGCCUUCUCAAGGUCCAGGUCCGCGAUCGAAGCAUAUUUACAACCGAAGACGCGGAGAGAAGGCUUGCUACACCUGUUGGUCUGCAAAAGAUGAUCGAUGAUACUGUUCGCAAGUACGAAUCAGGGCGUUCGUUCGUUCGCCCUAGUGGAACCGAGGACGUGGUCAGGAUAUAUGCGGAGUGUUCAAACGUAGCACAAGUUGACGAAUUGGCUAACCGAGUCGCGCGAUUGGUAUAUGAGCACGGAGAAAUUGAUCAAUUCGGCCGCCCACGUGAGACAUACUAA
Rhizoctonia solani is the source of this 1557-nucleotide messenger RNA. Its product is annotated as phosphoglucomutase/phosphomannomutase, alpha/beta/alpha domain protein. The record is from RefSeq and is a predicted model, not a curated record. The coding region runs from base 1 to 1557 and encodes 518 amino acids. NCBI's taxonomy places the organism in Eukaryota, Fungi, Basidiomycota, Agaricomycetes, Cantharellales, Ceratobasidiaceae. The transcript has 6 exons. Gene Ontology annotation, molecular function: phosphoacetylglucosamine mutase activity; magnesium ion binding. Gene Ontology annotation, biological process: carbohydrate metabolic process; UDP-N-acetylglucosamine biosynthetic process.